CCCCCGCCCCGGGAGGAAGGGGAGGAGGCCGGGUGUUUCCUGGCGCAUUCCCGGCCCGCCCGAGUGACUCACUCAGCCUGGAAACUCCCAGGGCCCGUCCGGGACCCCCGAGCCGCCGCCGCCGCUGACCCAGGCCAGGAUGGCAGCCCAGGUGACACUGGAGGAUGCACUGUCCAAUGUGGAUCUCCUGGAAGAGCUGCCUUUGCCUGACCAGCAGCCCUGCAUUGAGCCCCCACCAUCCUCACUGCUGUACCAGCCAAAUUUCAACACUAAUUUUGAAGACAGAAAUGCAUUUGUCACUGGGAUUGCAAGAUACAUUGAACAAGCAACUGUCCAUUCUAGCAUGAAUGAAAUGCUGGAGGAGGGCCAAGAGUAUGCGGUCAUGCUAUACACCUGGAGGAGCUGCUCUCGGGCCAUCCCACAGGUGAAAUGUAACGAGCAGCCUAAUAGAGUGGAAAUUUACGAGAAAACCGUAGAGGUCCUUGAGCCUGAAGUCACAAAACUGAUGAAUUUUAUGUACUUCCAGAGAAAUGCCAUUGAGCGUUUCUGUGGGGAGGUGAGGCGCCUGUGCCACGCGGAGAGAAGGAAGGAUUUUGUUUCUGAAGCCUAUUUGAUCACGCUGGGAAAGUUCAUCAACAUGUUUGCUGUGCUGGAUGAGUUAAAGAACAUGAAGUGCAGUGUGAAGAAUGACCACUCGGCAUAUAAGAGGGCUGCUCAGUUUUUACGUAAAAUGGCGGACCCACAGUCCAUCCAGGAAUCACAGAAUCUGUCCAUGUUCCUGGCCAACCACAAUAAGAUCACCCAAUCUUUACAGCAGCAGCUUGAAGUGAUUUCUGGCUACGAAGAGCUCCUCGCUGAUAUUGUGAAUCUGUGUGUGGAUUACUACGAGAAUAGGAUGUACCUGACACCCAGUGAGAAACACAUGCUUCUCAAAGUCAUGGGAUUUGGUCUAUACUUGAUGGAUGGGAGUGUCAGCAACAUCUAUAAACUUGAUGCCAAGAAAAGAAUAAACUUAUCCAAAAUUGAUAAGUAUUUCAAGCAGCUCCAGGUUGUUCCACUGUUUGGGGACAUGCAAAUAGAACUGGCAAGAUACGUCAAGACCAGUGCCCACUAUGAGGAGAAUAAAUCUCGAUGGACAUGCACAUCAUCCAGCAGCAGCCCGCAGUAUAAUAUCUGUGAGCAGAUGAUCCAGAUCCGGGAGGACCACAUGCGCUUUAUCUCAGAGUUGGCGCGCUACAGCAAUAGUGAGGUUGUCACAGGGUCGGGCCGCCAGGAGACUCAGAAAACAGAUACCGAGUACCGGAAACUCUUUGACCUGGCGCUUCAGGGCCUGCAGCUGCUGUCUCAGUGGAGUGCUCACGUGAUGGAAGUGUAUUCAUGGAAACUUGUGCACCCAACGGACAAGUACUCCAACAAGGACUGCCCAGACAAUGCUGAGGAGUAUGAGCGCGCCACCCGCUACAACUACACUAGUGAGGAGAAGUUCGCCCUGGUGGAGGUGAUUGCCAUGAUCAAAGGCCUGCAGGUGCUAAUGGGCAGGAUGGAGAGUGUGUUCAACCACGCCAUCCGGCACACCGUCUAUGCUGCGCUUCAGGACUUCUCCCAGGUUACCCUCCGGGAACCACUGAGGCAGGCCAUCAAGAAGAAGAAGAAUGUCAUCCAGAGUGUUCUGCAGGCCAUCAGGAAGACCGUGUGUGACUGGGAGACGGGGCACGAGCCCUUCAAUGACCCAGCCCUGCGGGGCGAGAAGGACCCCAAGAGUGGCUUCGACAUCAAAGUACCCCGGCGUGCCGUGGGACCCUCCAGCACGCAGCUUUACAUGGUGAGAACCAUGCUAGAGUCCCUCAUUGCAGACAAAAGUGGUUCCAAGAAAACCUUGAGAAGUAGCCUUGAGGGGCCCACCAUAUUGGACAUAGAAAAAUUUCAUCGAGAGUCAUUCUUCUACACUCACUUGAUUAAUUUCAGUGAAACGCUGCAGCAGUGCUGUGACCUUUCACAGUUGUGGUUCCGAGAGUUCUUCCUGGAGCUGACAAUGGGCAGGAGGAUCCAGUUCCCCAUUGAGAUGUCCAUGCCCUGGAUCCUGACGGACCACAUCCUAGAGACCAAGGAGGCAUCCAUGAUGGAGUACGUCCUCUACUCCCUGGACCUGUACAAUGACAGCGCACACUAUGCCCUCACCAGGUUCAACAAGCAGUUUCUCUACGACGAAAUUGAAGCAGAGGUGAAUCUAUGCUUUGACCAAUUUGUUUAUAAACUGGCAGACCAGAUAUUUGCAUAUUAUAAGGUUAUGGCAGGAAGUUUGCUUCUUGAUAAACGUUUACGAUCAGAAUGCAAGAAUCAAGGGGCCACGAUCCAUCUCCCGCCAUCUAACCGCUAUGAGACACUGCUUAAGCAGAGGCAUGUGCAGCUCCUGGGCAGAUCCAUAGACCUUAAUCGCCUGAUUACUCAGCGUGUCUCAGCAGCCAUGUAUAAGUCUCUGGAACUGGCCAUUGGACGAUUUGAAAGUGAAGACCUGACAUCAAUAGUUGAGUUGGAUGGCCUCUUGGAAAUCAACCGCAUGACCCACAAGCUGCUAAACAGGUACCUGACACUGGACAGCUUUGACGCCAUGUUCCGGGAGGCCAACCACAAUGUAUCAGCGCCAUACGGGAGAAUCACCCUCCAUGUCUUCUGGGAACUCAAUUACGACUUCCUGCCCAACUACUGCUAUAAUGGCUCUACCAACCGAUUUGUUCGGACAGUAUUACCAUUUUCUCAGGAAUUUCAAAGAGAUAAACAGCCUAAUGCACAACCCCAGUAUUUACAUGGAUCAAAGGCUUUGAACUUGGCCUACUCUAGCAUUUAUGGCAGCUACCGAAACUUUGUGGGGCCUCCGCACUUUGAGGUCAUCUGCCGGCUGCUUGGCUACCAGGGCAUUGCAGUGGUCAUGGAGGAGCUGCUGAAGGUCGUGAAGAGCCUGCUGCAGGGCACAAUCCUGCAGUACGUGAAGACUCUGAUGGAGGUGAUGCCCAAGAUCUGCCGCCUGCCCCGUCAUGAAUAUGGCUCUCCUGGCAUCCUGGAGUUCUUCCACCACCAGCUGAAGGAUAUUGUUGAGUAUGCGGAGCUGAAGACCGUGUGCUUCCAGAAUCUGCGGGAGGUGGGCAAUGCUGUCCUCUUCUGCCUGCUCAUUGAGCAGAGUCUGUCUUUAGAAGAAGUGUGUGACCUAUUGCAUGCAGCCCCAUUUCAGAACAUCUUGCCAAGAGUCCACGUGAAAGAGGGAGAGAGACUUGAUGCCAAAAUGAAAAGACUAGAAUCAAAGUACGCCCCACUGCAUCUUGUCCCUCUGAUUGAAAGACUGGGGACCCCUCAGCAAAUUGCAAUAGCGAGAGAGGGGGACUUGCUGACAAAGGAACGUCUCUGCUGUGGCCUAUCUAUGUUUGAAGUCAUCCUGACUCGGAUCCGGACCUUUCUGGACGACCCUAUCUGGCGUGGGCCUUUGCCCAGCAAUGGAGUCAUGCAUGUGGAUGAGUGUGUUGAGUUUCACAGACUUUGGAGUGCCAUGCAGUUUGUCUACUGCAUUCCUGUGGGAACACACGAGUUUACAGUCGAGCAGUGCUUUGGCGACGGGCUCCACUGGGCUGGCUGUAUGAUCAUUGUACUUCUUGGGCAACAGCGGCGCUUCGCUGUCCUGGAUUUCUGCUACCAUCUACUUAAAGUCCAGAAACAUGAUGGCAAAGAUGAGAUUAUCAAAAAUGUGCCAUUGAAGAAAAUGGUGGAGAGAAUUCGCAAGUUCCAGAUCCUAAAUGAUGAGAUAAUUACUAUCUUGGACAAGUACUUGAAGUCUGGUGAUGGAGAAAGCACACCUGUGGAGCAUGUUCGCUGUUUUCAGCCACCUAUCCACCAGUCCCUGGCCAGCAGCUGAGGACAUGUACAUCAUGUUUUUGAAGAGUCCCAGUACUGACUGCAUUUAAUAACUAUAAGGGCAUGUUUUUCUUUCCAUAAACUAUUUAGUAAGAUUUUUAGUGACUAUUUUUCAGUAUCUCUGUGCCUGUUAAAGGGGUACUUUUCAAUUUAAAAGCUUAAUUUUAUAAAAUUAUUUUUCUAGACUAAAAUUGUAUAUGCCUUUGGUAAUUAGAAAGUCUGAGAAUAUUAGCUGCUAAUUGUUGCCAUCAUGUUCUUACAGAAUUAUUUUGCAUUUUUCUAUGGAAUGUUCCAACAACUAGCUAUGUCAAAAUGCUGCUGAGUUCAUCCAUAUAUUCCUUAGCAAAGGAUCAGUAAUGUUUGGGGAAAGAUUUAUGGACUUAAGAAACUUAAUACCAGCUCAUUGUAAUAAAAUCCACUACCAAUUAGAAUUAAACUUAAUGCUUAUUUAGCUUUUGUUUAGGGAUUUUUCUGAUGGUCUUUUAUGAAUAACCUUUUCUAAGUCAUUGUUCCUUUUUUUGUGUCAGUGUUUCAGAAAAUAGUGAACUUGAUUCCUCUGCUUCUACUAAAUCCAGUUGUGACAGUCUAAUUUGUAAGGUAUGAUUUAAAGGUUACAGAAAUCAAACUAAUAAAACUUAAUUGUGUUCAUUCA
This is a messenger RNA of Prionailurus viverrinus (fishing cat), 4552 nucleotides long. RefSeq names its product cytoplasmic FMR1 interacting protein 1 (gene CYFIP1). The transcript has 31 exons. The record is from RefSeq and is a predicted model, not a curated record. Gene Ontology annotation, biological process: lamellipodium assembly; cell morphogenesis; regulation of actin filament polymerization. Gene Ontology annotation, molecular function: RNA 7-methylguanosine cap binding; small GTPase binding. The coding region runs from base 140 to 3901 and encodes 1253 amino acids. Gene Ontology annotation, cellular component: neuron projection; synapse; SCAR complex. NCBI's taxonomy places the organism in Eukaryota, Metazoa, Chordata, Mammalia, Carnivora, Felidae.